Penicilliopsis zonata CBS 506.65 is the source of this 930-nucleotide messenger RNA. RefSeq lists its product as hypothetical. NCBI's taxonomy places the organism in Eukaryota, Fungi, Ascomycota, Eurotiomycetes, Eurotiales, Aspergillaceae. Bases 1 to 921 code for a protein of 306 amino acids. Gene Ontology annotation, biological process: L-ascorbic acid biosynthetic process. The transcript is spliced from 2 exons. The record is from RefSeq and is a predicted model, not a curated record. Gene Ontology annotation, molecular function: gluconolactonase activity; calcium ion binding.
AUGGAUCCUGUUGAAUCAUUCAUUGAACCACACACAGCCCUGGGCGAGAGCCCGCUGUGGCGAGCAUCAGACCAGACUCUGCACUAUCUCGACGUCCUCAACAACACAAUCCAUAUCCUCGACCUGUCCUCCACCUCGUACGCACGCCGCAAGAUCCAGUGCCCGGAGCCAGUUGCGUCUAUGAACUUUUGCCGCCAGGGUGGAUAUAUCUUAUGCACUUUCACUGGCGUUGUUAAACUUGGUGAGGAUGGCACCUGGACGGAGCUGGUUAAGGUCAUCCCGAGCGAGCAGCAGGCAUCAGUCCGGCUGAAUGACAGCGCUGUCGAUCCCCUGGGCCGCCUGUGGUUUGGGUCCAUUGAUAAAUGCCUUGAUGAGUCUGAUUUGGCCCGCCCUGUGGUCCCUACCGGAUAUAAACCCGCGGGCUGUCUAUAUCGAUACGACCCGGACGACACUCUCCAUGUCCAGGAGGAUGGGGGUAUUGUCUGCUCGAAUGGGAUCGGCUGGACCGCCGACCAGACAACCAUGUUCCAUACAGACUCAUACCGCCAACUGGUCUGGGCUUACGAUUUCGAUCAAACUACAGGAGAAGUUGCCAAUAGGCGAGUACACGUUGACCGCAGUGGGCAGCAGGGAGAACCCGAUGGGUUGAUCGUCGACUCGGAGGGGAACGUCUUUACCUUCAUCUGGGACGCUUCUCUUGUGGAGAAAUACGAUAGAGGCGGCCGCUUACUGCAAACCUGGACCUUGAAUGCACCGAGUGUUACGCAUGGCGCAUGGGUUGGCCAGGAGAUGCAAGAUAUUAUCGUCACGACUGCAAUGAAGAACACAGGUGAAUGUUCAGAUGAGGGCGGCGGCUUGUUCCGCCUGGAAAAUGUCACCCUGGGCCGAGGUGUGGAAAAGACAUAUUGGGGUGAAUUAUGAUUAAAUGGC